AUGGGUGGUGUUGACAACUCAGCCGAGGAUGUAUUUGAUGUAGAAAGAAUACUUGAUGAUCGGGUAGUCAAGGGGAAAAAACAGUAUCUCAUUAAGUGGAUUGGAUAUCCGGAUAGUGAAAACACAUGGGAAUAUGAGGAAAAUCUAAUGUGCGAAGAGAUGUUGAAGAGUUAUAUGGACACUAAAACCAAAAAGGAGAGCGAGAAGAAAACCAAAGAGAAGCAAAAUGCGAAAAAGACGAGCACGCGGAGCAAAGCCGCACUUGAAUCAAACAAGCCAGCUGCUGAACCGAAGAGUGCGCUAGUUCCUCUAAUCACAAAUGAAUGGCAUAACGAAAUUGAGAAGGUUAUAGGGGCUUCAAUAAAUGAGUAUGGAGUGAUUGAAAUCGAGUAUAUACUCAAAAAAAAUGGGCAAAACGCCACCUCUCCAAGUGAUGUAUUGAAAUACAAGGCGCCUUUGAAGCUAAUUGAAUUUUAUGAAGAGAAUCUAUCAUUUCCAGAAUAA
Molecule: messenger RNA, 504 nt
Organism: Vittaforma corneae ATCC 50505
Lineage: Eukaryota; Fungi; Microsporidia; Nosematidae
Exons: 1
Coding region: 1-504 (167 amino acids)
Biological process (GO): negative regulation of transcription by RNA polymerase II; chromatin organization
Cellular component (GO): nucleus; pericentric heterochromatin
Molecular function (GO): chromatin binding
Source: RefSeq, a predicted model, not a curated record